AUGCAAAGAUUAUUCAACGCAAAAACUUUAACUACCACUGGUAGCUUGUUGUUAAACAAGUCUAUCACCACCACCUCCAUCACUUCAUUCAAGCCAGUUGCCAGCUCGUUUUCACGUUACUACUCGAGUGUUGGUGGCUACGAGAGUGUAUUCACUGCCUUGGAUACCUUCCCAAGACGUCAUAUUGGUCCAAACGAAGAUGAAGUCAAAUCAAUGUUGGCCAAGAUCACCACCUCUAAGCAAUCCUCUCAAAAGGUCGAGUCAUUGGAUCAACUCAUCGACUUUACCAUCCCCAAGUCUAUCCGUCUCAAUCGUACACUCGACAUUGAUGGUAAUCAUGUCAAGGGUGAACAUCAAUUAUUACAAGAACUUAAAGAAGUUGCUAAAAAGAACAAGAUUUUCAGAUCAUUUAUUGUACCAUUUGUAAUUCAAAGAAACAUUUUGGAGAAUCCAGGAUGGUACACCCCAUACACUCCAUAUCAAGCCGAAAUUUCACAAGGACGUCUCGAAUCACUUUUGAACUUCCAAACGAUGGUUGGCGACAUGACUGGCUUGCCAAUGGCCAACGCAUCUUUGUUGGAUGAGGCCACCGCCGCCGCUGAAGCCGUGUCAAUGUGCGUCAACAUCUCCAAGAACAAAAAGGCACUCGCCUUUUUGGUCGACAGCAAGUGUCACCCACAAACCAUCGACACUAUCCGUCUUCGUGCCGAGCCAAAGGGUAUCCGUAUCGAGGUUACCGACAGUGACAAGUUUGACUACUCUCGUGGCGACGUUGUCGGUGUGUUGGUGCAAUACCCAGCUACUGACGGUUCGCUCGUCGACUACCGUCACCUUGCCAAGAAGGCACAUGAACAUGAUGCUCUCGUCGUCUGUGCUACCGAUCUUCUCUCACUCGCUCUCUUGACACCACCAGGUGAAUGGGGUGCUGAUAUUGCACUUGGUAACUCGCAACGUUUUGGUGUGCCACUUGGAUUCGGUGGUCCACACGCCGCCUUUUUCUCCACCUCGCAAAAGUACUCGCGUCUCUUGCCCGGUCGUAUCAUUGGUGUGUCCAAGGACAGCGCCGGUUCACAGGCCUACCGUAUGGCUCUCCAAACACGUGAGCAACACAUCCGUCGUGAAAAGGCUACUUCCAACAUUUGCACUUCCCAAGCUCUCCUCGCCAAUAUGACUGCCAUGUACGCCGUCUACCACGGUCCACACGGUGUCAAGGCUAUUGCCAGCAACGUCCACAAAAAGACAGUCAUCCUCGCUGCCGGUCUCCAACGUCUCGGAUUCGAGAUUGCCAACCACCACUACUUUGACACCAUCAAGGUUGUAACUGGCGACCGUACCCAAGCUCUCCUCAAGGAGCUCGAGAACCGUUCGAUUAACGUCCGUCGUGUCUGCGCUCAAUCCAUCUCCAUCUCACUCGAUGAAACCGUCACAUUGCGUGACCUCCAACUCUUGUUUGAAGCAUUUGCCGCCGUCUCUAAAAAGACCGAAGCUAUCCUCUUUACACCAGAGUCACUCGAAAAGGAAUUGAUCACCAACAAAAAGGAGACUGCUAUCCCCGCACACCUUAUCCGUAAGACCGAGUUCCUCACCCAUCCCGUCUUUAACCGUUACCACAGCGAACACGAACUUCUCCGUUACAUCCACCGUCUCCAAAAGAAGGAUCUCGGUCUCACCACCGCUAUGAUUCCACUCGGCUCCUGCACCAUGAAGCUCAAUGCCACCGCCGAGAUGUACCCAGUCUCAUGGCCCGAAUUCAACUCGAUCCAUCCAUUCGUCCCAUCCGACCAAACCGUCGGAUACCGCGAGAUGUUUGACUCGAUCAGCCGUUCGCUUUGCGAGAUUACCGGCUUUGCUGCUGCAUCUCUCCAACCAAACGCUGGCUCCCAAGGAGAGUACGCCGGUCUCAUGGUCAUCCGUGAGUACCUCCGUUCGAUCAACCAAUCACACCGUGACAUUUGUCUCAUCCCCGUCUCUGCCCACGGCACCAACCCCGCCUCGGCUGUCAUGACUGGUAUGAAGGUAGUUGUUGUUGCAUGUGACCAGUUUGGUAAUGUUGACCAAGCCGAUCUCCGUGCCAAGGCCGAAAAGCACAAGGACAACCUCGCUGCACUCAUGAUCACCUACCCAUCGACCCACGGUGUCUUUGAGGAGGGUGCCAAGGAGAUGUGCGCCAUGAUCCACGGUUAUGGCGGUCAAGUCUAUAUGGACGGUGCCAACAUGAAUGCACAAGUCGGUCUCUGUCGUCCAGGUGAUAUCGGUGCCGAUGUCUGUCACUUGAACUUGCACAAGACCUUCUGUAUUCCACAUGGUGGUGGUGGUCCAGGUAUGGGCCCCAUUUGCGUCGCCUCGCAUCUCGCACCCUUCCUCCCCGUCCAUUCGGUCGUCAAGGAGCACGUCGGUGGCGAGCACGGCAUUGGCGCCGUCUCUGCUGCACCAUGGGGCAGCUCGUCGAUCCUCCCCAUCACAUAUGUAUACUUGCAACUUAUGAACGGUGUUGGCUUGAAGCGUGCCACCCAAGUUGCUAUCCUCAGCGCCAACUACAUGGCCGCCCGUCUCAAGGAUCACUACAAGAUCCUCUACACUGGCAGUCACGGACUCGUCGCCCACGAGUUUAUCAUUGAUCUCCGUCCCUUCAAGGAAACCGCCGGUAUUGAAGCCGAAGACGUUGCCAAGCGUCUCCAAGAUUACGGAUUCCACGGACCCACAAUGUCAUGGCCCGUCACCAACACACUCAUGAUUGAGCCAACAGAGUCAGAGUCCAAGUACGAACUCGACCGUCUCGUCGACGCACUCAUCUCAAUUCGUCAAGAAAUCGCCGACAUUGAAAGUGGAAAGGCUGACAAGCUCAACAACAUCCUCGUCCAUGCUCCACACACUGAAAAGGUUAUCACUAGCGACAAGUGGGACCGUCCAUACACCAGACAACAAGCUGCUUACCCAACCCAAGCUACCAGGGAAUCCAAAUUCUGGCCAUCCGUUGGUAGAGUAGAUAACGUAUUUGGUGAUAGAAAUUUGCAAUGUUCUUGUCCAGCUGUUUCCAGUUACCAAGAAUAA
Messenger RNA from Cavenderia fasciculata, 3051 nucleotides. RefSeq names its product glycine dehydrogenase (gene gcvP). The coding region runs from base 1 to 3051 and encodes 1016 amino acids. The transcript has 3 exons. Lineage: Eukaryota; Evosea; Eumycetozoa; Acytosteliales; Cavenderiaceae. The record is from RefSeq and is a predicted model, not a curated record. Gene Ontology annotation, cellular component: mitochondrion; glycine cleavage complex. Gene Ontology annotation, biological process: glycine decarboxylation via glycine cleavage system. Gene Ontology annotation, molecular function: glycine dehydrogenase (decarboxylating) activity; pyridoxal phosphate binding; glycine binding.